AUGGCACCACCGGUGACCCCCUGGCUUCUGCCCCUGACUCUGCUGCUCCACGCCGCGGGAGGAUCGACGCCGUUCCGAAGGCCGCGGCGGCCGGCGGCGGUGGCGCUGGGCGGGACGGUGGAGCUGGGCUGCGAGGCGGCCGGGAAGCACGGGCCCUCCGGCGGCUCCUGGCUCUUCCAGCCGCCGGGCGACGGCGCCGUGCCCGCCUUCAUCACCUACCUGUCGGCCUCGUCCCCGAGAGGCCGCUGGGCGCCGGGGCGGAGCGCGCGGUUCUCGGGGGCCCUAGUCGGGACCGGGUUCUCGCUGACGGUGCGCGGGUUCCUCGCGGAGGACCAAGGCUACUACUUCUGCUCGUUCCUGCACAACGGCUCGGCCUUCUUCAGCCCCUUCGUGCCCGUCUUCCUGCCAGGUCCGGGCGCGGGGUGGCGGCUCCCCUCUGCGCCCAUGGUGGGGGCGGGGAGACCCACUCAGACGCGCUCCCGGGUCCUGGAUGGGGAGCAGGCUCGGCGAUCCCGGCUCCAUUUGGGGGUGCUGGUGCGGUCCCGGGGCACGCUGGUCAGUGGGAUGCCCACCCUGGCCGCCCCCCACCCUGUUGACCCAGCAGCGAAGCCAGCGCCGCGACCGCCCACAUCCGCGCCCCCCGCCACGUCCACGUGGCACCCCGUGUCCGCGCGCCCCGAGAUCUGCGGGCCCAGAGCUGGAGGCGCAGCGGACGCCCGGAGGCUGGACUUCGCCUGCCACGCGCACAUCUGGGCGCCCCUGGCCGGGAUCUGCGGCCUCCUUCUCCUGUCGCUGCUCGUCACUGUCGCCUGCUGCCACCGAAACAGAAGGCGUGUUUGCAAAUGUCCCAGGCCCGUGGUGAGGCAAGGAGGCAAAGCCCAGCCCUUCUGACAGAUGCAUCUACCUUGGCACCAGGACUGCGCAAUAGCCACUACACGACAUCGAACUGAGACCUCUUCUUGCAAGACAGCAACUUCUCUUUUCCGUUUUUCCAGCCUUCCUUCCUAUGCAUUCAUUCUCAUUAUAUCAGCGUGGAGCAGGUUAGGCACAGUUACUUUAUCUAGUUACUUUGACACAAAACCAAACCCUGUAAUGUCUAUGGUGCACCCCAAGAGUCACAGCGUGUAGCAUACACACAAUGGGGCAGCACAGCAGAGCUGCCCCG
This is a messenger RNA of Perognathus longimembris pacificus (Pacific pocket mouse), 1165 nucleotides long. It is a transcript of the gene Cd8a, whose product is annotated as CD8a molecule. The coding region runs from base 1 to 891 and encodes 296 amino acids. NCBI's taxonomy places the organism in Eukaryota, Metazoa, Chordata, Mammalia, Rodentia, Heteromyidae. The transcript is spliced from 6 exons. The record is from RefSeq and is a predicted model, not a curated record.